AUGCUGAUGAAGUCGAUGGAGGGGGUCAGCUCUAUGCACGAUCCUUCAGAGUUCGUGUCCAUUCCUGUUGGGCCCACGAAGAAGGUGGUGGUUAUAGGUGCUGGAUUCGCUGGUUUGUCUGCCGCUUGCUGUCUGGCAAAGGACGGCUUUGAUGUCACUGUUUUGGAGAGGCUGCCUGAUGUGGGUGGUAGGUGUCGAGCGUGGAAGGAGGGAGGAUACACCUUUGACAUGGGCCCGAGCUGGUACUGGAUGCCAGAUGUGUUCGACGAUUGGUUCUCCUACUUUGGUCGGCAAACCUCCCAAUACCUCGAGCUGCAGCGGCUCGACCCUCCUUACCGGCUGUUCAUGAGCAACGGCCGGCCGCUGGACAUCCCUGACAGGGCUGGCGAUCUUCAGGACAUGUUCGAGAAGAAAGAGGCAGGGGCAGGGGCGAAGUUCCGAUCCUUCAUGCAGCAGGCCGAGUACAAGUAUCGAGUGGCCAUGAGUGACUACGUCCGCCGCCCGAGCCUCCACCUGUGGGAGUUCUUCGACAUACGGAUGCUCCGAGAGUCGCUCAGGCUGCAGAUGUUCAAGUCGCAGGCAUCGCAUGUGCGGUCGUACUUCAAGCACCCGGACCUCGUCUCCAUCAUGGAAUGGCCUGUCCUUUUCCUCGGCGGGUCCCCCAAGAACGUCCCAGCCAUGUACUCCAUGAUGAACUACGCAGCGAUCCAGCUGGGCACGUGGUACCCCAAGGGCGGGCUGUAUCAGGUCCCGCAGGCCAUGAAGCGACUGGCUCAAGAGUUCCAUGUGAAGAUCAAGUGCGGCGACGAGUACGAGGCACAGAAGAUCUGUGUGGAGGGGGAGAGAGCGACGGGAGUGCAGACUGCUGCCGGCUUCUUCGAGGCGGACUUCGUCGUCGCUGCUGGGGACUACCAUCACAUGGAGCAACACCUCCUUGACGCCAGGUAUCGAAACCUGUCGGAGGAGCAGUGGAGUCGGUUCGUCAUGUCGCCUUCUAGCCUCGUCUUCUACCUUGGGAUCUCGAAGCGCCUCUCCAACCUGCGUCAUCACAACUUGUUCUUCGACGAGGAUCUGGAGCAGCAUGCUAAGGAGAUCUACGAUGCCCCGAGUUGGCCUUCAAGGCCGUUGUUCUACGUGGAAAAGUAUUACAAGAUUGUGAUGGAGAGGCUGGAACGACACACAGGACAGGAGAUACAAAGUGCAGUAGUCAUCAAGAGAUCAUACGCAAUGCGCGAUUUUGAAAACGACUACAGAUCCUACAAAGGAAACGCUUACGGGCUAGCAAACAUCCUGAUGCAGACGGCUGUCUUCAAGCCCCCUGUCAAAUGUCGCAAGCUGGACAACCUCUACUUUGCUGGGCAGCUGACGGUACCCGGGCCCGGCAUGCCUCCUGCCCUGAUCUCGGGUCAGAUCGUCGCCAAGUUGAUCAAGGAGCACGGUCUCUCGCCACCCUUCGGGCUCGCGUCGAGCAUGAGCGGAAGAGCACUGUCCUACUGGAAGUUUCUUGCCGUUGUCUUCGUGCUGCUCUUCUUGCUCCUGCUCUUCAACAGCUUGCACAACCUAAAGAUAUAA
This is a messenger RNA of Guillardia theta CCMP2712, 1572 nucleotides long. RefSeq lists its product as hypothetical. The record is from RefSeq and is a predicted model, not a curated record. Bases 1 to 1572 code for a protein of 523 amino acids. Lineage: Eukaryota; Cryptophyceae; Pyrenomonadales; Geminigeraceae. Gene Ontology annotation, molecular function: oxidoreductase activity. Gene Ontology annotation, biological process: carotenoid biosynthetic process. The transcript has 13 exons.